Scaptodrosophila lebanonensis is the source of this 575-nucleotide messenger RNA. RefSeq names its product ctenidin-1-like. The record is from RefSeq and is a predicted model, not a curated record. Lineage: Eukaryota; Metazoa; Arthropoda; Insecta; Diptera; Drosophilidae. Bases 1 to 510 code for a protein of 169 amino acids. The transcript has a single exon.
AUGAAACUUUUAAUAGCGCUCUCCGUCCUGCUUGGCGUAGCCGCAGCAUUGCCUCAGUUUGGUGGUGGCUUCGGCGGUGGCUCUGCCAACGCUAAUGCCAACGCUAAUGCUCAAGGUGGUGGUUUCGGAGGCCGCCCAGGUGGAUUUGGUGGCGGCCCAGGAGGAUUUGGAGGCGGCCCAGGUGGCGGAUUUGGUGGUGGCGGAUUUGGUGGCGGCCCAGGUGGAUUUGGUGGCGGCCCAGGAGGAUUUGGUGGUGGCCCAGGAGGAUUUGGUGGCAAACCUGGAUUUGGAGGCGGCGGAUUUGGCGGCGGCGGAUUUGGCGGCGGCGGAUUUGGCGGUCAACGUGGUCCUGGUGGCGGAUUUGGCGGUGGUGGUGGUGGCUCUGCAUCUGCCUCAUCAUCUUCCUCAGCAUCUGCUGGCGGUGGCGGCGGUCGUGGCGGUGGUGGUGGUUCAGCUUCCGCUACCUCUUCAGCAAACGCUGCUUCUGGCGGCGGCGGUUUCCGCGGUUAAAAGUUAUCUAAUGCCAUGAAGAAGAAUUUUAAUUUUUUAUGAUACGCUUGUAAAAUUUAGUUUAA